Messenger RNA from Mauremys mutica (yellowpond turtle), 1038 nucleotides. It is a transcript of the gene NOL7, whose product is annotated as nucleolar protein 7. The transcript is spliced from 8 exons. The record is from RefSeq and is a predicted model, not a curated record. Bases 45 to 722 code for a protein of 225 amino acids. Gene Ontology annotation, molecular function: RNA binding. Gene Ontology annotation, cellular component: nucleus. NCBI's taxonomy places the organism in Eukaryota, Metazoa, Chordata, Testudines, Geoemydidae.
CCGGGUCAGAGGUGAAGGGGGGGGACUCCUCGCCUCGAGACGCUAUGGCGAUGACGCGGGGGCGGCUCGCGAUGCUGGAGAAAGAAGCUGCUGCUGCCCCGGAGCCGCCCGCGGGCGCCGCUGCCGUCUCCGAGGAGGAGGAUGAGGCGCCCGAGGAGGUGACCUUCGAGCGGGCGAGAGCCGCGGCGGAGACCGACCGGAGACUUGCCGGGGAGACCGCGCGGAGGGACAGGGAGCUGCUGAAGGAGAAGCGGCGGCGGCGAGAGGAGUUGUUCAAAGAGCAGAAGAAAAGAAAAUUACUUCCUGAAAAUGUUCUAGAGGAGUUAACUUCAAGACCACAGAUUAACAACAAUAACCUGUCUGACACAACCAAACAAGGUGAAAAUCGAAAUAAGAAUGAAGAACGUAACAGGAGACAGGACAAUAAAGGAAAGAAACGGGUUGUUAGAUUGAAAGGACGCUAUAUGGCUGUGCGCUUAAAAGACCAAGAUCUAACCAGCCAGCACCAAAAAAUGGCCAAAGACUUUAUACAGAGUCAUCUAUAUGGACCAGGCACCAACCGAACAACUGCAAACCAGUUCUUUUCUUUUGCGAACAAGAAGAGUCCAGUUAAAAAAGCUGCAGUUCAGUUUGUGAACAAAUCUUGGGGGCAAGAGAAAAAACAGAAAGCUAAGCACUUUAAAAAACGCUGGAUGUCUAUGAAGAUGAUGUCUUCUGUAUGAAGGAAAAGAAAAGCCCUCCAUGAUGGACACUAAUGAAAUUUGCCAAGGAACAUGCUGGCUUUCUCAAUUUUUUUUUGCUUGUCUGUUAAGUUGCAAUGUUUCACUUUAGUACUGUACAACUAACAUCCUAAAAAUAGAAAUUACUGGUAUAACUGUUUUAAAAUGGGUGUGUGGUCAAGUGGCUGUCUCUUGCAAAGAUAUCGCUGAGUAAACAUUUUAUGCACUAACUAUGGCCAGCACCCACCUUAUUUGUCCAGAGAUGUUUUGGUAGGCUCUGUGGAUUAACUUAAAUAAAAAUAUACCAUUUAGAUUAUCA